AUGUCCAAACCGAGUCCUCCGUUUUCUAUCGUCCGCGUGCGAAAUGCCACCCAAUUGGCAGAUAUCAUCUCCCUCUUCUACGCAUAUGCCGCUUCGUUAGGUAUCGACCUAGCUUUCCAGAACUUUGAUGGUGAAAUGGCGAGCAUGCCGGGAAGGUACUCGCCACCCGAGGGUGAACUUUUGCUUGCCCGAGACGAGGCUGGACAGGCCAUUGGAUGUGUCGGAUUGCGCCCCCUACCGUCCACAGAGCGGGGAGCAAGGGUCUGCGAGAUGAAGCGGCUGUACGUAUCGCCUGCAGGGAGAGGGAGUGGUGUCGGAAAAGCGCUGGCCUCGACAAUCAUCGCGGCGGCGGAGGAGCUGGGAUAUAGUGAGAUGAGGCUCGACACACUACCCAGUAUGGUUGCUGCGCUGAACAUGUACCGAGCUAUUGGAUUCGAGGACAUUCCCGCGUAUUAUGAGACGCCCUUGGAAGGAACACAUUUUCUGGCACUGAAGCUUCCCAUGCAAAAGGCUGGUGCCGUGGCGGCGUCGCGGGAUUCGGGUACGGACACAACAUGA
Molecule: messenger RNA, 558 nt
Organism: Cladophialophora yegresii CBS 114405
Lineage: Eukaryota; Fungi; Ascomycota; Eurotiomycetes; Chaetothyriales; Herpotrichiellaceae
Product: carbonic anhydrase
Exons: 1
Coding region: 1-558 (185 amino acids)
Molecular function (GO): acyltransferase activity, transferring groups other than amino-acyl groups
Source: RefSeq, a predicted model, not a curated record